AAGUGAGUAAAUCGAAGGAUUGACAUUUACCAGGAACAAGAAUACUAACUUCAAAAUCUGAAAAUGAGACGCUUGUUCUCCAGUCGUUCAAGAACCAAUGGUGGAUUAAUGAUACUUCUAUUUCUGGCCUGCCUUUAUAUGACGAUUUAUCUUAGUAGAACUAGCUCCACCCAGCAACAAAACAUUAACAUCAAUUUGUUCCAUGAUCGUGAUUCCGUCCGUACACCAGCACCAUUAAACCAAAACGACUUGUCACUAAACGAGGACGACAUAUCACAUUUUCCUAUACAGCUUCCCACCAUUGAUGACUGUUCUCCUCCAAAGUUUGACGGAAACUGUAGACCUCUAGGGUUCAACUCGGGUCCUAUCCCACUGACUGCCUUGGCAAGCUACCCAGGGUCUGGCAAUACAUGGAUGAGGCAUAUCAUAGAACAGAUAACAGGAAUCUAUACAGGGUCCAUAUACAACGACAAGAGUUUACAAACUUUCAAAGGGGAAGGGAUAACAAACAGUUCUGUAGUGGUCGUGAAAACACAUCGAAGCCCUCGCAACAGCCUGGAUGAUUUCACCGUUUCGUUUGAUAAAGCUAUUGUGAUCCUGAGGGAUUUGGCCAACGCAAUGGUCUCAGAGUUUGUUCGACAUUUUUCCAAAAGCCACAAUAAAGAAAUAAAAGAUUUGGAUGGCUUUUUCAAUGAGCAUGAAAGAGAUCUCUGGACUUUUACUAUUCUUCAACCAGAUAGAUGGCAGAAGUUGUAUAAGUUGUGGCUACAUGACUUUAAAGGUGAUGUUCUCCUUGUUAAGUAUGAGGAUCUAGUGGAGGAUUUGAGGCCACAACUUUUAAGGAUUGUAAAGUUUCUGGACAUUGAUGUAACUGAUGACGUCAUCGAUUGUGUUGUAUGCAAUUCAGACGGACGCUUUCGAAGGAAACAUUCAAACAAAACGUUUACUCCUUUUUCUAUAGGACGGAGAAAAAACUUGAAUUUUUUCAUAACUCAUAUUAACAAAAAAUUGCCAGAAUAUUGUAACAAAUCAAACGUCCAGUGUUCUGGGUCCUUGCACUAUCCUCACUAUAGUAUAACUUAAAAGGCGUACGCCAUUAUGAAUAGCGAGCGUAAAUAUGUCAACGGGUCAAUUUUUUAUGAGAGGACCAUAUGUAUUGUGAAGAAUGAAUAUUACAAAUAGUUUCAUGGAAGUUUCGAAAAUAAAUCUGAUUUUUAUAAA
Owenia fusiformis is the source of this 1221-nucleotide messenger RNA. Lineage: Eukaryota; Metazoa; Annelida; Polychaeta; Sabellida; Oweniidae. The record is from the annotation of a GenBank genome assembly.